AUGGGUGAUUAUAUUACAGUUGAUAUUUCAUCUCAAAUCAUGACCUUCGUCUCUGCAGACAAGCCAAUUUCUGUCAUUCAGUAUGUCAAAGGGAAAACCUCAGACAGCAUGAUUUAUUCUGACCCUUCAAUGAUUCGAGUCAUUCCGAUCGAACAAUAUGUAAGAAGCACAGUUUUUCCUGUACAAGAAGCUGACAGAUUGUCAACGUUGACGAACAUUGAUACCACCUAUCUUGAAAUCACCUCCGAGUGUAAAUACUUGAAGAACAUUUCGGUUGUUCAAAACUAUCAAUCAUUGUCAAUAGAAUGGAUAGAGGAAUAUUCUCUUAAUAUACUCAACGGAACUGAAAUGUGCUCAAGAUGGUGUGUUGUUACCCACGGUAGAUACUCCGUAGAAAGUGAUCGUGUCAUCACGGACGACGGACAGGUGAUCUACCCCAGGUUUAGUGCUGUCGUAUACGCUACAGGUAGUGGGGAAUCGUACCUGUACCGAGCAGGAGCCAACGAUAGAACAUUGAACCUUGAAUCAGAUAGUGCUACGAAAACAGGUCACUUUCUAGUUUUGAUCAAACCUCAUAUCGUCACCGUAGAGGCCACUGAACUCGUCGUAUCCUGGGUGAUAACAGAGGAUGGGGUUGGUCUCUUUGAUAGGUGCACUGCAUUUAUUACAGGAGACGCCAUAGACCGAUCUGUCCUUAUCAACACCGAGCCAACUGUAAGCCUUUCAGGACUUCUUCCAGGAACAACGUACUCCAUCAGGAUCAACUGCUCCAACAACUUCGGAAUCCAUGACUGGAUUGACUUUCCACCCGAGACCACUCUCAACGCUGUUCCUGAUAGACCUUCUGUUCUAUACGAGGCUGUUGGUGGAAUUGACCGCUACAGCUUUCAAGUCAACGUGCCAUCAUAUACAACAUCGACUGGACAGAUCAGCUGCUAUGAAUUCAUCGUUGUCCAACUGCACAAUUCUUCGGGAAACAUUGAUUCCGAUGACGAUGCUUACAAUGAUGUCAGUGAUUACAACAUCACCAACAACCAGAAAGGAACUCCCUUCAGAGUGAUAGUGCUCAAAUCCCUCCCGAUCGAUAACGUCAUCACGAUCGGAUCGGUGAUAGAGAGACAAUCAGAAUGCAACAUGGCGGAUGGACGUAGCGAAGAUGAUGAAAGAACAAAACGAGAUGCACGUAUUGUGAAUAGUACUAUUCUCAGAGCUACAAAUGGUCCGCUUAAUCCAGGUGGAUAUUACACCUGCUUUCUUCGAGUUUACUCACCAACCGGCAAAGGCAGGAACCUAAAAAUCUUUAUCACAUGA
Lytechinus variegatus (green sea urchin) is the source of this 1311-nucleotide messenger RNA. RefSeq lists its product as uncharacterized. Gene Ontology annotation, molecular function: protein binding. The record is from RefSeq and is a predicted model, not a curated record. NCBI's taxonomy places the organism in Eukaryota, Metazoa, Echinodermata, Echinoidea, Temnopleuroida, Toxopneustidae. The transcript is spliced from 7 exons. Bases 1 to 1311 code for a protein of 436 amino acids.